Molecule: messenger RNA, 684 nt
Organism: Rotaria socialis
Lineage: Eukaryota; Metazoa; Rotifera; Eurotatoria; Philodinida; Philodinidae
Source: the annotation of a GenBank genome assembly
AUGUUCUUACCUAACUUACAUUCAUUAGUUCUUAAUCCUGCUGAAUAUGUUGAAAAUUCAACUGAUACUUUUUGUAAAAUAUUUCGUCUAUCGAAAUUAAAAUAUUGCAAAAUUAAAUAUCAAAUUAAAAUCGAUGAGGAUCCAUUGCCUAAUUAUUUCAAUGAAUGUGAUUAUAGUUCAGUUGAACAUCUUAUCAUUGAUGCUCGUUUCCCAUAUGGUUCAUUGAAUAGUUUAUUAUAUUGCUUUCCAAAACUACAUCGUUUACCAAUUGAUUGUCUUGUUUAUUCUCGUUAUGAAGAUAAUGAAUCAUGUCCUAUUCGAUUAUUAAAAAGUUUGAAACAUGUUUCACUCAAACUUGAUUUGAUUAAAUUUAAUAAAUUCGAAAAAAUUGCACAAUAUUUCUUUCGUCAUGUUGAAGUUUUACGAAUUUCAACACAUUAUGAUGCAGCAUAUUUAGAUGCACAACAAUGGGAAAAUUUAAUAACAUCUUAUAUGCCGAGUUUACGUAUUUUUGAUAUACAUCAUGAUGGUUUUGGAUCAGUAAAUGGAUUAACAUACCAUGAUUUGAUCGAUCGAUUUACAUCACUAUUUUGGAUUACAAAACAAUGGCAUUUUACUCAUCAACAUAAUUGGCGUGAACGUUUAAAUAGUGGAGUUUUUUAUUCGACUCAGCCAUAUCGGUAA